Lytechinus pictus (painted urchin) is the source of this 2527-nucleotide messenger RNA. Its product is annotated as cytochrome c-like. The record is from RefSeq and is a predicted model, not a curated record. Gene Ontology annotation, cellular component: mitochondrial intermembrane space. Gene Ontology annotation, molecular function: heme binding; electron transfer activity. Bases 171 to 530 code for a protein of 119 amino acids. Gene Ontology annotation, biological process: mitochondrial electron transport, ubiquinol to cytochrome c; mitochondrial electron transport, cytochrome c to oxygen. NCBI's taxonomy places the organism in Eukaryota, Metazoa, Echinodermata, Echinoidea, Temnopleuroida, Toxopneustidae. The transcript is spliced from 3 exons.
UGUGCAACCGGAACGAGAAUUUCAUGUAACAUGUGUAGCUAGUUGUACAAGUCGGCGGGGUCACGUCAUAGAAAAUUACGUGCAAAACCAUACUGAAAUCAACGACCAACGCCGGUUUUAACCGAAUUUUAAUUUUCAAUUUCAUCACCACCGAUCACAUCUAAUUCACCAUGGGAAAGGAUAGCGGCCCAACUCUUGGAGAUCCCGACAAGGGCGCCAAGAUCUUCAAGGUCAAAUGCACCCAAUGUCAUAUCAUUGAUAACAGUGGGAAGCACAAGCAAGGACCCAACCUGAUGGGGCUUUGGGGCAGGAAAACUGGAUCAGUUGAAGGAUUCAAGUACACAGAUGCCAACAAGAACAAAGGCAUCACGUGGGGUCUUGACACGUUAUGGAUCUACCUUGAGAACCCUAAGGCAUACAUCCCUGGCACCAAGAUGGUCUUCGCUGGCCUCAAGAAAACCAAGGAACGAGCCGACCUUAUCUCUUACUUAAAGGAGAAGACGACGGGAAACUACCACAAAGACGAUUAAUGACACAUUAGCUAGGUGCAACGAGACCUAAAGCAUUUCCGCAAAUACUGUAUUGAUAAUAUAUGAAAAAACAAAAAGAUAAAAAUUAAAAAAAAAAAAAAAAAAACUUUAAAUAUGGUCAACACUGUUUUAUAUUGAUGGAAGAAUCCCAUUUUCUUCCAAUUGAACCAUAUAUACUCAGGAAAUGGAAAAUUCCAUUUUCUGAAUUUUAUUUCAGUCGACUUGAAUACCUACUUACAUUCGUAAUGAGUAAUGGCUAACGAAUGCCUCUGUAGUAUGAUAGAGCAAUCACUUCUCAGCAAUGCUCAUUGUUGUGGAGUAUGUUGAAAGAAUUCAUAGAAAAUUUAUCGUGAAUAUUGAAUUUCAAUUAGAAAUUUAGAAUGGAAAACCAAUAGUCAUAUUUAUUGUAGGUUAUCUUCAUAAUUUCUCCCCCAUGACAUAUAAUGAUAUCUCACUUUGCCAUUCUCUCACAUUGGUGUAUUUGAUAUAGAGCACUAAUAUAUUAAGUUUUUAUAUUCAUGGGCACAAAAAUUGUAUCUAACAUGUAUUUUGAUUCAAAGCUUAUGCAUACAUGUAAAUUGUGCUUUGUGUGUGAAAUUUUGUCUAAAUGGAGGAUAUACUCCGUGUUCAUCCCUAUAUGUAGAAUAGCAAUAACUAAUUGAAUCGAAAGAACGUUUCUCUUAUUUAACCAUAACGGUAGUUAUAUUUUUUGUUCCAUUUGUUUUGAUGAAUUGCAUCAGUAAAAAGGUCUACCGAUAUAACUUGCCUAAUUAUGAUCAUGAAGUAAAUACAUGAACAGACCUCAUUUAUAGAAAGGAAAGUCUAGUGAUGUUUAAUUUAAACCCAGGAUAUUAAUGUACAAAUUGCAGUGCACAUGUAUGUUGAAAUGGUCAAUACUGUUAAGAAAUGUUUAUGCAUUCAAUGAGAUAUUUGUCCUUUGGAUGAAUUGAACCUAAGCUGUUAAUGCUUAUUUGAAAGAGGUCCCCCUUUCUCUAUACAAAUAUACCUAGUAUCAGGCCAUAUCAAAGUUUGGCGUUUGGUUCUGAUUUAGUUGUUACAGGCUUGGUUCAGAAUAAGAUAAGGUCGAUAUGGCUGGUUUUAGUUUUGCACCACUCAUGAGUUCAUUACCAGCACUUGCGAUUCUUAUUCAUAGAUAAUUUUUUUAUUUGCUUGUGAUAGCCUAGUCUGUAAUAUGGUAUUCAAAUUGAACUUGAGCCAAAUCACUGGGUUUAUUGCAUUUAUUAUGGGAAGUUUCCGGUAUUGGUGUUGGGCUGGUGCUGCCUAACACCAACACCAGUCCAACAUUCAUGCUAUUGAGCGACUACAGAAUAUUUAGACUUUACCCCCUCCCCCCAAAAAAAAAAGAGAGAAAAAAAGUAAAAGAAGAGGAGAGUGAGAAUUAUCUAACGGGUUUGUUUUUGGCCGUAAUGAAUUUAUGAAGUAUGCUGCAUGUUUUACAUCGGGGAGAAAUCCACAAACUGUUGAAAAUCAAUUUUCUCUCAUAUGCAAUCAAUUUCCUACAAUAUGAAGUUACUUAUAGGAUUCAAUUGGUCUGUAUUUUUUAAUUGUUAUUAGCAGUAUUAGGGGAUUCCCUCCCAUGUAAAAAAGAUGGAAGUUAAUAUCAAAUGAUUAAACAGGAGUGAAAUUCACAUGAAAACAUUGCUUUUUGUGAUUAAUGAAAAUUGAUUAAGACGAUACAUUUCUCCAAAUUGUCGUACAAUUUUGCAAGAUAUAAAGUAACCUAUAUCUAUGGGUUCAAUGUUUUAUCAUUUGCAGUUUUAAUCUUGAGGGUGAAAAUAUUUUCACUUAUUAAGUUUUUUUGAUGUGCUUAUAUGUUUUCAGGUAUUUGUCCUUCAUAUUGUAUACCAGUGUCAUGUUUUGUGGGUUUUGAAGGUGUACAUGUGUAGAUAGACAAGUUUUAUUGCAUCACUUUUUAUCAUGUGUCUGAAAUUGAAGGUGAGAUAUCGAAAGGAAAAAAAAUGGUGUUGAAUCCUUAA